ACUAUUUGAAAAUGACAAGAAGUGUAUUAGGGAGACAAGAAAAAAAUUUAAAUAACAUAUAUCCUGUUUGUUGUAAAAUUGGCAUUUUCAAGUCAAAAGGCUCAACACUGGGCCUGUCAAAGUCUUUUGGGAUUCCAUCCUUAAUAAAGUCAGUUAAUUAUGUGACUCGAGUUCGAAUCGAGUCCAAAUUAUAUUACCCGGAUACACACAUCUGGUGGCUGAAACAGGCUAUCAACAAGAAAAUUAUGCGAAAUAGUGAUCUGUUCUAAGUCAACCAACAAGAAAUUCCAAGGAAAAGACCAAGAGAAUAUAAAAUUCUUCUGCAAUGACUCUGUUUUUCAGACUCACAAUGAAACUAAGUCUGACGAUGAAAUAAAACUGCUCAGUUAGGCAAUUAAAAUGGACGCACUGUUUCUGCAUUCACCAACCAAUCGGUUUGUUUGAAUGGAAAACACGGGAGCUGAUUACAACAGAGGAGCGCGCAUCGCACAGCGCAGGGUUGCGCACAGAGCGGACGUAGCUGCGACACUGGCGAGGCAGAGGCGCGACUACAGCCGAUAAGAUGCGGUGAAAAGCCACGCUUUUUUUUUUUUUUUAAUCAAGGAGCGUCAGGGCAGAGGGAAAUUAAAAGGAAAAAUGUCCAAGAUGAGCGCGAUCCAGGCUGGUAACGAAGGGAAGGUGGAUAGCGGCAGAGGCAGCCUCACCGCCAUCAGCGGCGGCGGCGGCGGCGGGGGCUCCCCGAGGCUCCUGCAGCGCGCUCAGCCCAACAGCAGCAGCCGGGCCAAAGAUACCAGAAAUCAGCAGCAGCAGCUUCAGCAGCAGAGGCAUCAUGGUGGGCCGUUGCUGAAACAACCAUCCCACAACGAGCCAGCUGACGUCGUGAGGCGGGCGCUGGACUUUAAGAGCCAAGGCACUCAGUGCUACAAGGAUAAGAAAUACAGAGAGGCGAUCGGCAAGUAUCACCGCGCUCUGCUGGAGAUAAAGGGGCUGUGCAGGGUGCUGGGGGAUCCAGACCCCAGCUCCAAGUCCACGUCCACCCUCCUGCCGACCAUCAGCAAGUCCAGCACGCUGACAGAUGAGCAGAAGGGGGCGAUGGAGAAUGCAGAGCUGGAGUGUUACAACAGUCUGGCAGCUUGCCUUUUGCAAAUGGAGCUGGUGAACUAUGAACGAGUGAAGGAAUACUGCCUCAAAGUGCUUCUCAAGGAAGGGAAGAACUUCAAAGCCCUUUACCGAUCUGGAGUGGCCUACUACCAUCUAGGAGACUACCAGAAGGCCUUGUACUAUCUGAAGGAGUCACACAAACAGGAGCCUUCAGACACAAAUGCCAUCCGCUACAUCCAGCUGACAGAGAUGAAGAUUCGCCGAAAUGCCCAAAAAGAAAAGAAAGAGGCCACAUAAGUGUUUACCGCCAGAUGAUGCCUCACCUGUCAUGAGUUGCAGCACCACUAUGUGCCACUCAGACCUUAAACACCACCUGCCAGAGGUCUUAGUGUGAAUCCAUAUUCGUUUAGCUUUUGCUUUGGACAGCAUAUUGUUGGCAGUUUUUGAACCUUGUAGUGUGGUCUGUUGUUUUGUUUUGUUUAUCUUCAGAAAAAGAAAUGGCCCAAUAUAUUUGACAAGAAUUUUUACUCAUUAUGCUUUAACACUUGUAAACCGAUGCACUGCCAGUCUAAACAUUGCACAUGCAGGCCGACACUUGUGACAGAGAUUGGAGCGACAAGUUCCACUGUGCUGCAUGUCCUCAGGCGAGCGUCACUGCAAGUCAGCACCUGCACUCGCACAAAUUGUGUGUUGAAUGGCUUUCUAUAAGCAACAACCACCUUCACUUCUUUCACCCUUCUAUUAUUUGAUGAUUUAAAAAAUAAUUCAAAGUUUUUUUUGUCUCCUUGAUUAUAUCUGAUGUUAAGGUGCUGCCAUAACACAAAAGCAUCAAGAGCACAUGGUUGAUACCAAAUACAUAUCACAAGAUGUAAAUAGUCUACUAUGUAAAAUCCCAUGGAAAUCUAAUGAAAAGGGAAACUGUAUGUCCUUAUCAAUGCCAAAACAAAGCACUUCAUUCACAGCAUUUACUGUAACUUGAAAAUUCCUUCCUUAAAUGUAUGGUAAUAGUAUAUGUGUAAUAAAGUUGUUUAAACAUUGCAA
Molecule: messenger RNA, 2142 nt
Organism: Girardinichthys multiradiatus
Lineage: Eukaryota; Metazoa; Chordata; Actinopteri; Cyprinodontiformes; Goodeidae
Product: tetratricopeptide repeat protein 9A
Exons: 3
Coding region: 637-1398 (253 amino acids)
Molecular function (GO): protein binding
Source: RefSeq, a predicted model, not a curated record